Cornus florida is the source of this 567-nucleotide messenger RNA. Its product is annotated as kiwellin-1-like. The record is from RefSeq and is a predicted model, not a curated record. The transcript has a single exon. NCBI's taxonomy places the organism in Eukaryota, Viridiplantae, Streptophyta, Magnoliopsida, Cornales, Cornaceae. The coding region runs from base 1 to 567 and encodes 188 amino acids.
AUGAAGAACUUCAGCUUAGGAGCACCUGUGCUCAUGUUGCUCAUUGUCCUUGUUGCACAUUGUCUAGGAACUGAAGCUCAAGUGUGCAGACCAAGUGGCAAAAUUAAGGGUAUAAAACCUCCUCCUGGUGAAUGCAACCAGGAGAAUGACUCCGACUGCUGCGUGCGAGGCAAAUUUUACACUACUUACACGUGCUCACCGCGUGUGUCGAGUAACACUAAGGCGGUUCUUACCCUCAACAGUUUCCAAAAGGGUGGAGAUGGUGGAGGACCAUCGGAAUGUGAUAAGAAGUACCACCCUGAUGACAAACCAGUGGUGGCGCUAUCAACUGGAUGGUACAAGAAAGGAGGAAGGUGCCUCAACAACAUCACCAUAAGUGGUAAUGGGCGAAGUGUAAAGGCUAUGGUAGUUGACGAGUGCGACUCCACCAUGGGAUGUGAUAAAGUCCACGAUUAUCAGCCUCCAUGUGCUAAUAACAUUGUUGAUGCCUCAAAAGCAGUUUGGGAAGCCUUGGGUGUUCCUCAGGAUGAGUGGGGCUGGUUGGAUAUUACCUGGUCUGAUGCUUGA